GUCACUCUAGUGACAACUGUCCGUAGAGGGCGCAUGCGUGGAUUUGCCACCGAUAUGAUCUAGAUAUCUCUUGCUGACAUAACUUUCCUUCCCGUUUGUUCUUGCUCGUCCUUCCCCUGCUUGCGCGCAGAGAGAUUCUGUUCUGUUCUGUUACACAAACUGAUUCUUUUUGUACAAGGUUGAUUGCUUCGGUUCGGGGAAUGGAGCCUUUUCAUUCCCAAUGUCAAUGACAGGAUGAAGUUCGAAUGCAUAGUUAGACCUCCGCAUAGCUCAGUAGCCAGCUGAGGCUCAGUCAGGCUCCGACAAUUGAAUGACAGUGGAUGAGUCACUAAAUCUUCGCUGAUGACAAAAUGGUGCGACCAACUCCUUCUAAAUUCUACCUCCAUGUGCGACUGAUGAGGCAGAAAUAACUGGACUCCAGAAUGGAUCGUCGGUCCACGUGCACAAUUGCCGAUUUACCGCCGGAAAUCUUGGCGUACAUGCUUUCAAAACUGUCCGGUCCCACGAUAGCCAAAGUUGCUGUUGUGUGUAAACAGUUCUACGAAGCGUCCAAGAUAGAAACGAUUUGGCAACAUCGUUGCUUUGAAGAUUAUGGCUUCACCAGUGAUGAACUCGAUGGAUGGGGGAUCGAAUCCUUUAGAAUCGUCUACAUAAAGGUGCUGUACCCUUACAGCCACGUCAUUGGUGUGUGGCAGCCCCAGAUUGGCUCCUACGGAGGCCUUGUGAGCAUUAAGAUUCGUGACGGAGCCAUACGAGCGGCCCAGUAUCUUCCCCCAGUAGAUCCCAAGGUCUGUAUGCCGUUACGCAGAAAGGAACUGUUUCAGAUCCAGUUGACGUCGGAGGGUUUCACGCAGACUGAGUGUCUUAAAGGGCCACACGGGCCGCACAAGCUGCAGAUAUUGCGUGGUGGCGGCGAAGGUGAGUUUGUGCUCAAGUGUUGCAAGCCAGAAAAGCACCGAUAUCACAACAGUAGGCAAGAGGAAUUACAGGAGUGGAUUCGGCAAGAGAUCGGGGCCAAGGAGGGUGAAAUUCUUCUCUUCAACUAUGAUCAUCAUAUAGAACUGCUACGCAUCAAGUACAUCAUUCUAAACCAGUACGAUGAAAAUUGUGCCUUCCAAAGACUCCACCUCCCAGGCCCUCAGCCCAACGAGCCCAUCCAACCAGGCCUGUUCAAGGGCACCUACGGCGGACACGGCAUUGAAAUCAUCAGCCUCAAAUAUGAGGAGGACAAGCUACGAGGCUACAAAGUCACGGGAGACCCCAACGUGCCAGCCUGCCAGCUCAGCAUUGAGGUGCAUCUGGACGAGCCCAUGGUGCUGGGCUCCGCCGAACAGGAGACCCUAGCCAUGCUAGAGUCUGUAGACAGGGACGACGUCCUCAUCCGAGACCCUAAGGAUCUCCCCUCGUCCCAGCCUUUUCUGGUCCCCGCCGGGGUGCACGACCACGGCAUGGGUGACGUGGGCCGCAAACUGAACAUGGACCUCAAGAGAUGUCGCAGAAGGUACUACGGCACUGGCCUGAUUGCUAUGCACGGUUUUCGCAAUUCUUCCCGCACUCCCUGCCACUUUAUACUCUUCAACGAGGAAGUCUUUGCCCUUCUUUGGCUAGAACUCCACUCCAUCAGCAUCUUCCACAGGGUAUGCGAGCAGAUAUGACGGAGACAUGCGAGUCUAGAUACGAUCGAGUAAAAACUGAUUGACCCUGUGCACAAGUACCCCCUCAACGGUUACUAAGGGAGAGUUGGGGAGACCAUGGACUGGUUCUGCAGUCCCUCUAUUGUCCUUUGGACUUCGAAUGUAGGGACCGGUAGCUAGCAAUGAAUCCAAAAUACAUUAAGAGGUUCCUCCUAAUGUAUGCAAAAUAUAUGCGAGAUCUGCCUAGGUCUGAUUCCUGCCCCCUGAAUACAAAAUCACGACGAUAAUUUUAGUGCGGAACCAGCCUAUUGCAAAAUGGCAACAAGGUUUACCACUAAUAUACAAUUUGUGUGGUGAUGAAUCUCUGGCAACUAUCAAUAAAGAGAGGGGCACUCCUUUUCAGAGUCCGAUUUUUAAACUAAAAUUAGUCGUAUGUACUUAAGGAAACAGAAGGUACUAUAUGUAUAAAAAAACAUGUCCUACUUUUAAAGAGGGUAAGACUUAAACGACAUACGAAAAAAAA
Molecule: messenger RNA, 2157 nt
Organism: Patiria miniata (bat star)
Lineage: Eukaryota; Metazoa; Echinodermata; Asteroidea; Valvatida; Asterinidae
Gene: fbxo31
Product: F-box only protein 31-like
Exons: 9
Coding region: 423-1655 (410 amino acids)
Molecular function (GO): protein binding
Source: RefSeq, a predicted model, not a curated record